UCGAAGAUCUUUGAGGCGAGGAUUUGACGGCAGUAUCCAGGACUGCGAGUCCCGCCAGAAGCAACCUGGGCUUGUAAACUAUUACAGUACUGUACAACAGCGAUUACAACAGCAUCACCACAACCACAGCAGCCACUGCUACAUGUACCAUCUACUACUAGUAGCUAGUUAGCUAGCUAGUCCUGCACCAUGAAUACUAAUACUGCUAAUGAAGGUACUACCGGUAGAACUGCCGAGUCUCCACUCCUGUUUGCGGACGAUAUGAUUUGGAGUGGCCAGAUUUUAUCGUUUGUUGGUUUUGGACAGUAUGCUUUCGUAGGGGCUGUCAACAAGAAGAUGAAUCGACUCUACAAAGACUACUGUGAAAUGGAACUUGAGAAAAAGCCAAGAAAUGUAAAGGAUAGCCCUUACAAUCCUGACAAGCGCUCUGCAGAAAUCACCGACACUCUUUACAGCGAAACAUUCUGCAACCAGAAACGUGCAGAAUACUGGCGACAGGACAAUUCCAGCCACAAAACACCGGAUCUUUAUCAUGUUUGCAAUGCAAUCGCCAGAAUUGGAAGUAUUACUGGCAUGCAGUGGGCACACCAACAAGGAUUCCCUUGGUAUAAACAGACAUGUUCCUUUGCUGCUAACAAUGGACAUAUUGAAAUGCUGCAAUGGUUAAGAGCAAAUGGGUGUCCAUGGGCUGCAGGGACAUGCAAGCAUGCUGCUGAAAAUGGCCACCUGGAAACUCUAAAGUGGGCUCGUGCGAAGGGUUGUCCAUGGAAUGCAGAGACAUGUGCCUGUGCUGCUAGAAAUGGCCAUUUGGAAGUUCUCCAAUGGUCAAGAGAGAAUGGUUGUCCGUGGGGUGCAGAGACAUGUGCCUUUGCUGCUGGAAAUGGCCAUUUGGAACUUUUGAAGUGGGCUCGUGCGAAUGGUUGUCCAUGGAAUGCAGGGACAUGUGCCUUUGCUGCUUCUGGUGGACAUUUGGAAAUUCUGAUUUGGUUACGAGAGAAUGGUUGUCCAUGGAAUGAACGGGUGUGCCUUUUUGCUGCUUUAGGUGGACAUUUGGAUCUUUUGAAGUGGGCUCGUGAGAGUGGAUGUCCAUGGAAUGCAGAGACAUGUGCCUGUGCUGCUAGAAAUGGCCAUUUGGAACUUUUGAAGUGGGCUCGUGCGGAGGGUUGUCCAUGGGAUGCAAGGACAUGGACGUAUGCCAAAAGCAGCAGAAGAAGCAACAGAAUCGCAGUGAUCCAGUGGCUACGUGACAAUGGCUGCCCUGGGGCCCGGUGAUGAAGGACACUAUAGACAUGAUAUAUCAACAUUGUUUUUGUUGUGGCCAAGAGUUCCUGGCUACUAUAGCU
Molecule: messenger RNA, 1343 nt
Organism: Seminavis robusta
Lineage: Eukaryota; Bacillariophyta; Bacillariophyceae; Naviculales; Naviculaceae
Source: the annotation of a GenBank genome assembly